This is a messenger RNA of Fusarium proliferatum ET1, 312 nucleotides long. RefSeq lists its product as uncharacterized. Lineage: Eukaryota; Fungi; Ascomycota; Sordariomycetes; Hypocreales; Nectriaceae. The coding region runs from base 1 to 312 and encodes 103 amino acids. The transcript has 2 exons. The record is from RefSeq and is a predicted model, not a curated record.
AUGCUGGCCGAUCCUCUUUGGGGAUUGUUCGCUGCCAUGUUGCUAUGCCUUUUGGGCCUGGUCACUGCCGAGGAGUGCAAGUUUGAUCUCUUGACUAAAACUAACUUAUGGGAUCCUAAGAACAACACCUCACGUUCUGUAAAUGAAAAGACGAUGGUCGAAUGUGGUGGCCACAUCAAGCAAUGCGAAAUCAUGGAAGAUAUCAAAAUCGUUCGGUCACCAGUCAGCACCUUAUAUGUUACCCAGAACUUCACAACCACAACAGAGAAGGUAUAUUCCUUUUUAGGUGAUAUAUCUAGUAUUGGGGGCUGA